AUGAAACUGCCCGUCAAGCUUGCAGAGAAGAGAUUCAAGCUAAUCCGUCAUAUAGCUAGCGGUGGCGAAGGCGAUGUAUACCUAGCCCGGGACUACAAAACCAACAGGGACGUAGCUGUAAAGCUUUCAAAAACUCAUCACUCGUACGAUCACGAGGUUGGGGGAUACGGUGGCCUAGCUGGAAUCUCCGGCAUCCCAGAGAUCUACUGGGCAGGGCAAGAUCGCAAGUAUUAUAUCAUGGCCAUCGAGCUCCUGGGACCCAGCCUGCGAGAUUUGUUUCACUACUGCACCGACAGAUUCACCCUGAAGACCGUGCUCUUGCUGGCAGAUCAGUUGAUCUGUCGGUUGAGGGGCCUCCAUUCUCGAAGCUAUGUCCAUCGGGAUGUUAAGCCAGAGAACUUGCUUAUGGGAACUAGGGGGAACAAGAAUACGGUUUUUCUGGCUGAUUUCGGUCUCCUAAGAAAGUAUGAUAACACACGGGGUGACUAUGAGGUUUUGAAACAAGAGACGUACCAUAGGUAUCAGUGUGGAAAACAUCCAGAGAAGGGUGUGCGUUUAGUUGGGACGGAGAUAUAUGCUAGUUGGCGGGCACAUUAUUCGACGCGUAUCGAGCAAAGGCCCCGCGAUGAUAUGGAAAGCCUGGGAUACGUGCUUAUUCGCUUCCUCAACGGCUGCCUUCCAUGGGAGACGAUCGAAGUGCCAAACAACACAAAGAGACAAAUUGCCAUGGCUAAGAUGAAGCGCGAUAUCAGUGUUAGUAUGCUUUGUAAAGACCUGCCAUCUGAGUUUGGAAGAUACUUUCGACAUCUUCGUAUGUCCGCGAGACCCGACCACGCAUAUCUGCAAGAAAACUUCCGGAAACUGUUUCUACGAAAAGGAUUUGAAAAUGAUCAGGAUUAUGAUUGGCACUGGAAAAAGGAGGAUGAUGAGCUUUUGAAUCAGUUGCGGCAGUAUGAGAGGGGAAGAGACAAGAGAAGAUACCUAAUGGGCGGUUAG
This is a messenger RNA of Aspergillus alliaceus, 996 nucleotides long. RefSeq names its product kinase-like domain-containing protein. Lineage: Eukaryota; Fungi; Ascomycota; Eurotiomycetes; Eurotiales; Aspergillaceae. Gene Ontology annotation, cellular component: nucleus; cytoplasm. Gene Ontology annotation, biological process: peptidyl-serine phosphorylation; signal transduction; endocytosis. The transcript is spliced from 4 exons. Gene Ontology annotation, molecular function: ATP binding; protein serine/threonine kinase activity. The record is from RefSeq and is a predicted model, not a curated record. The coding region runs from base 1 to 996 and encodes 331 amino acids.